UUAAAAAAUAUAUAACUGAUAUGUCUAUUUGUAGAGUAUUUAAAUCAUUGAGUCAGUUGAUGUUCUUUGUGACAUGCUGAAAUUGAUCGCGUCGCUGACUCAAAUACGAAGCGAAGUGAAAUUUGCUUCUUCUUCAUUUUGCCCCGAGGCCAACGUCGCGUUGCUGACCAUCUGUGCUAUCUUCCGUCUCAUUUGAAGCAUUAUGACGAUGCCCACGUAACACCGAAUACUAGCCAGCGGAGGGAAGCUCGCGUCGCUUCCAACAGACAUGAAAUUCUUGGCCGUGCUCGGUGUGCUUAUGAUACAGUGCACCGCAACAAAAUCAUGGACCAACGACAGUAAUUGAUAAUUGUGACGGAACCAGUGCUCGAAAUAAUAUUAAUUUCAAUCGAUAGGUUAUUCAGAGCAAUCUUUCUUUGUGUUUGGAUGGGUCAGCUACUUGAAACGUCUCACCUUGGUAAUGUUAAUGCUGUCAGGAGUGAUCCUGUAUUAUAUUCCAGAAUCUCGUCCAUAUGCGCGAAAAAUUUGUUACGCUCUAAUUGAUAUCACGGCAAAUUUUUUGAAAUCGGUGCUCAGUGUGCAAGAAAGCGACUACGUGUAUGAAGCUAUCAAAUCCAAGUAUCAUCGUGCAAGAUACGAUCAAUCCUUAAACGCGCAGAGACGGCGAUCGCGAGAAGGCCAGGAAAACACUGAGGAUUUCGAGCGUGCGCAUGUUUACAGCGCAAAGCUGAAAACAAGUCUGGACGAAAAUGGAUUACGAGAAUUUAGAGAGAAAAAGAAGCUCAAUAGAAAGCUAAGCAAAGAUAUCCGACAUUCUCGUCACUACCUUCGAAGUAGCAUCAUUAAGAAAGCUUCGGAUCCUCGAGUUGAUAUGGCAAAACUAUCUCAUUUCUACACUGACAGAAUAGACGAUAUUCAAAAAUACGUGAAAACGAAUUUAUGUGGCGUGAAUAGAAUAAAUGGAUCGGUAGAAGAUUAUGCACUUUUAAUCAGCGGCAGUCCAAGGCAAAUGGCUAUGCUCGACCAAAAAUACGAAAAGGAUGACGUCGUUCUUGUUGAAGAUCCUUAUUGUAAAGUAGAAUACAAAGAAUGCGGUACGUCGACCGACAGAUUGUCCACUAAAACAGAAGGCUCAGCCUCAGAGCAAGAAGGACCAACGAGGGAUCACAAUAAUCACACAGAAUCAGGUAUAGAAACGUAUGUUAAGGAUGUCGAUUUGAGUUUUACACCAGAAGCUGAAGUUUCAAGAUAUUUCGAUUACCCGGAAUCGUAUCAGUCGAAUACGUAUCAAUGCGGAGGCAAAUGCUGUGAAGGUGACAACGGAUGUUCAAUGUCAUCUGCAGAUAUAAACAGAGAAAUUCUGAACACAGAAUUGUCAAAUGAGACUAAAAACGUACUAAAAUCGUCGAAAAGUAUGGUAAACUCGAAAAUACACGAUAAGGGCGAGAAUUAUACAAAUCACGGUCGUGAAAGUCGGUUGAUGAAGUCGAAUAAUUUGAACAACGACAGGAGGGUUAAUUUUCAAGAUGAUGGCGAAAUAAUAACACAAAAUCAUGAAGAACUUACACGCCCACGUAACAAUAUCUCAUCAAGAUCUAUCCAUAGAAAUAAAUUAAUUGACCAUUGCUGCAAUAACGUUCCAUAUUACACGGACCGGGAUGGCGAGGCAGACGACGAAAAUUCUCAGCACGGAAGACGUAUAAUUGCAAAAUACGAAAUCGACGAUAGACCUCAGAGGGAGAGCCACGCGUAUAAAACGUAUUCGGACGACUCGAUCUUCGACUACGACAACUUUUACACGAAACCGAUCUUGAAGAAUCAAUUCAAACCUGUCUUAUUGCGGGCGGUAAAUUGGAUCUUUGGUGGUUGUCCGGGGGCGUCGAGGAGGGUCGCGACGAAACGCGGCGUGGUCGGAAAGGAAGAGACCCAAGAGUUCACCGACGAGUGGCUCCUCUAGCCAAGGAUACCAGUCCCGUCGUAGAGAACGGUCGAACCGUCGGCAAACAUAGACACCUACCGUAUCGGAACCUCGAUACCGGCUCGCGCUAAAACCGUCGAAAGCCACUUCACCGAGACUACUGAAAGGACUAAUCGACACUG
Molecule: messenger RNA, 2100 nt
Organism: Nomia melanderi (Alkali bee)
Lineage: Eukaryota; Metazoa; Arthropoda; Insecta; Hymenoptera; Halictidae
Source: RefSeq, a predicted model, not a curated record